GUGUGCUCACACUGCUGGCAAAACGGUGCAACAGCCCCUUUCUCGAACGUGGCCUAAAUAUCGGUGUGAUAAAAUUAAAUAGUUCGUUUUGCUGACCGAUUUUCACUCACCGUUCACAAUCAUGUCUCCGUACGGUUGCGUUUGCUGUGGUUGUUUUUCGUGUUAAAAAAGGUGGUGGCAAAAAGUUUUUCUUGCGGCAUGGCACCAACGAUGCAGAUGCGUGGCGUACGCUCUAGGCAGCAACAGUGGUAUUGGACUAUGAAGCCUUCCGCUAGCAGACCGGAUCGACUAACCGCACCAAUAUCCAACCGCUUCCGAAGAACGUCCGCAUCAGUAGUGGCUGCAGAGCGUACAGUGGCGGCCACAGCCGUACUAGCGCACGGGACGCGACAUCCGGUCGCGCUGGACCAGAACCAACCGCGACGACAUUAUCUACCUCUGCUGGAACGGCAUCGGCGGCGACAUUUGCCGUUUCGUUUAGCAAAGUUAAAACUCUAGCCCUGGAAGGACCUCCCCGGGCCAGGAAGCGACUUGGACGAGAUCAUAAGUGUGUGUGUUUGUGUGCUGUGUGUAGUGUGCCGGGAGUGUUAGUAUAACGACAAGUGAAGGUAUUACAGAAUGCAGUGACUAGAGAAAGUGACAUUACCCCUCUACAAAACAACAAAACCCUCCCCAAACCACCAUUUCCCGCUAGGCCACCCCGUAAGGACACGUGUAUUGUUUUGUUUUGUGAUGGUCAGUUUGCGUACGGUUAGAAAUCAUGAAGAUGAAUUAAUUUGCGAAAGUGUGCCAAGCUCAAUCAAUCACCAACGGUAACGGUUACGCCAAAGCUACAUAGGAUCACGCGCGCAGCUAGUGUGCUCAGGCUAGUCAACACAUGCACACAUACACCAAGGGUGUGAUAGUAGUGGCCAACAUCGAAAAGAAGAAGCAGAACAACGUGUGUCGCAAAAAUUGUGCUUUCUUCAACCUUCAGCCGCGUGCCCCACGAUCGACCCCAUCGAUCGUGUUUACAAAACAAACCCAGAACCGGAAAGUGGAACGGUUGGGCUUGAUAGCGGGCGGCGCCAAGGGUGAGAACAGAUUUGCCCAAGGAUUCUAAACGAUGGAGGCACAACACGAGACGCCUGCUGCGAUGCCUAGCGUGUGGGUCUUCGGAUACGGUUCCCUCUGUUGGUAUCCGGGCUUUGAAUACUCCGAAUGCAUUACCGGGUACAUACGUGGGUACGUGCGCCGGUUCUGGCAGGGCAAUGUGACACACCGUGGGACGGUAGAGAAGCCGGGUCGCGUGGCCACUUUAAUCGAGGACAAAGAGGGUAUUACAUGGGGCUGUGCAUUUAGGGUGACCGGCGGCCACGCAUUGGACUAUCUGCGGCAGCGCGAGUGCACGCUGGGCGGGUACGUGACGGAGUACAUCAAGUUCUAUCCCCGGUUGGCCAGCGAACAGUCCGGCAUCAGCGGUGAAGCAUUUCCGGCGCUCGUGUACAUCGCAACGCCCAAGAACGAACACUGGAUUGGCGAGGAACCGUUGCUGGUGACGGCACGCCAAAUUGUCGAGUGCCGCGGUCCGAGCGGACACAAUGUCGAGUACCUGGUGCGUUUGGCUAUGUUCAUGCGGGAUGAAUUGCCGGGCGCGUCCGAUGAGCAUUUGUUCGAGCUCGAAGGGCUCGUGCGCCGGUUCGUGGCGGAAGCAAACGUGAACCUCGAAUUGCUGCUGAUCGGAAGCGUUACACCCCAUCGGAUACGGCGUGAUACGCAUGAGGAGGUGCGGCGCCACGUCACCUUCGAGUUUGCCUCCCGUGUUCCCGAUACCAAGCUUCGCUGUUUGCACAUUUAAGUGUUCCAGGGGGAAAAAAAAGAGAGAGAGCAGACCAACGAUGCGCACACUUAUGAACGCCAUUUAACAUUUCGCUUUACAUGAUUGUUUUUUCUUCGCUAAAUAUCCCUACGCACAGUAAAGAAGCACGAUACGUGCGGAUGUGCAUGUUCCCUUCUAAAGAUAUGCUUACCUUUAAGACUACUGAACGCUGCUAUAGUUGACUAUAAAAUUGUUUUAAUAAAUAAUAAUAUAACAUGAAAUUAUA
This is a messenger RNA of Anopheles moucheti, 2084 nucleotides long. RefSeq names its product glutathione-specific gamma-glutamylcyclotransferase 1. The coding region runs from base 1106 to 1837 and encodes 243 amino acids. Gene Ontology annotation, molecular function: gamma-glutamylcyclotransferase activity; glutathione specific gamma-glutamylcyclotransferase activity. The record is from RefSeq and is a predicted model, not a curated record. The transcript is spliced from 4 exons. Lineage: Eukaryota; Metazoa; Arthropoda; Insecta; Diptera; Culicidae. Gene Ontology annotation, cellular component: cytoplasm. Gene Ontology annotation, biological process: glutathione catabolic process.